Messenger RNA from Exophiala spinifera, 1710 nucleotides. RefSeq lists its product as uncharacterized. The record is from RefSeq and is a predicted model, not a curated record. Gene Ontology annotation, biological process: transmembrane transport. The transcript has a single exon. The coding region runs from base 1 to 1710 and encodes 569 amino acids. NCBI's taxonomy places the organism in Eukaryota, Fungi, Ascomycota, Eurotiomycetes, Chaetothyriales, Herpotrichiellaceae. Gene Ontology annotation, molecular function: transmembrane transporter activity.
AUGAGUGAACGACCAAGCGAGUACUUACAUGUGUGCCUGGUAGGACAACAACCGCAACACCUACGUACCGAACAGAUAGACUCCUCCGAUAACACCUUGACCGACAGGCCUCCACCACCAAGCGAGCCUCCAGACGACAGAGUAAAACUAAGCAUCCGAGAUCCGAAGAAGAUAAUAUCAUUCUCUUCCAAUGACCCAGAAAGUCCAUACAACUGGAGCAGGAGGCGGAAGGCCAUCAUUUUCGUUGUCGGCAUCGUCACGGUGAUUAACAGCACGCUGGGCUCGUCUCUACCCAGCAACGCGAUCGACUUCAUCGCUGAAGACUUUGGCAUAACCAGUCAAUUGCAACUCCCUCUACCAAUCUCUUGCUUCCUCGCCGGCUAUGUCGUGGGACCAACUGUGUGCGGUCCGCUUUCAGAGCACUUUGGCCGAAAACCAAUCCUCCUUGGCUUCUUCCUGUUCGCUACUGUUUUCAGCAUGGCGUGUGCUGUUGCUCCUAGCUGGCCAGCUCUAUUGAUAUUCAGGUUUCUGUUCGGAGUAGGGUCGUCUGGGCCAAUUACAAUCGUAGGGGGAUUAUAUGCUGAUAUUUACAAUGAUGCCCGGCAGCGAGGAGUAGCAAUGGCUUGGUUCAUGGUUGCAACUACCUUUGGGCCUAUCCUCGCACCAAUGAUAUCGGGAUUCGUCAGUGAGAACACCACAUGGCGGUGGACCUUUGCCGUUGGCACACUGUUCGCCGCGGCCACGAUCCCAUUGAUCUGCAUUAUGCCGGAGAGCUAUACGCCGGUGCUGUUGAGUCAGAAGGCCAAAAGGCUUCGCAGAGAGACAGGUGAUCCGGAGAUCAUCGCACGAACUGACCUUCAGAAGAAGACCCUUCGGCAUGUCCUCACGGUGGUUAUGACACGACCCUACAGAAUGCUUUUCCACGAGGUCAUAGUAAUGUGCACCUGUGCCUACCUCGCUCUGGCAUACGGCAUAUUCUACAUUUACUUCGAAGCGUACCCGAUCAUCUUUCGAGGGCCGGAUUCGAUAUACAAAUGGUCUUAUGGCCUAGCGGGGCUUGCCUUUUUGCCGAUUGGUAUUGGGAGUAUUUUUGCCGCCCCGAUCUUCCUGGGGUGGGAUUCAUACCUGGCAAAGGCACAGAAACGCAAGGAGAAAUGGGCAGAGAAGGAAGAGUACCGACGACUUCCACUAGCGUGCCUUGGUGGUCCGCUUUACGCGGUGUCGAUUUUCUGGCUUGGUUGGAGCGCAAAGCCCGGGACAUUUUGGUUGGCUCCUGUCGCAUCAGGCGUUACUUUUGGCAUGGCCUUCCUGCUCAUAUUCAUGGCGCUGUUGAAUUAUUUGACCGACGCAUAUGAGACGUUUGCCGCAAGCGCUCAAGGCAUUGCCAGCACUUGUCGCAGCAUUUUGGGUGUUUUGUUACCACUUGCGGGCCAUAAGAUGUUUUCGCGAUUGGGCAUUGCGUGGGCGUGUAGCGUACUGGGAUUUUUGAGCUUGGGAAUGUGCCUGAUACCCUUUGCUUUCAUCUGGUUUGGCGACAAGAUCCGAGACAACAGCAGGUUUUGCAAGGAAUUGAAGGAGCUCAAAGCACGAGAGGCGGCUGAAGAGGAGGAGAGAGAAAGCAGCCAAACAAGCCUCGCGGCACGAGACGACGGAAUGGCGAACAAUGACGAAGGCCAGGAGGACCGGGAGAAAGUCUACAACAAGGUAUGA